Messenger RNA from Pangasianodon hypophthalmus (striped catfish), 4709 nucleotides. It is a transcript of the gene itpk1a, whose product is annotated as inositol-tetrakisphosphate 1-kinase a. Gene Ontology annotation, cellular component: cytoplasm. Gene Ontology annotation, biological process: inositol trisphosphate metabolic process. Bases 584 to 1747 code for a protein of 387 amino acids. The record is from RefSeq and is a predicted model, not a curated record. NCBI's taxonomy places the organism in Eukaryota, Metazoa, Chordata, Actinopteri, Siluriformes, Pangasiidae. The transcript has 11 exons. Gene Ontology annotation, molecular function: magnesium ion binding; inositol-1,3,4-trisphosphate 6-kinase activity; inositol-1,3,4-trisphosphate 5-kinase activity.
AACUGAGUCUGACAGCCGGUGAGUGAGAGAGCGCGCGGAGCUGCAGUGUGUUAGUGUGUGUGUGUGAGAGAGAGAGAAACAGAGUGUGAGAGAGAGAGAGAGAGAAACAGAGUGAGAGAGAGAGAGAGACAGAGAGAGAGACAGAGUGUGAGAGAGAGAGAGAGAGAGAGAGAAACAGAGUGAGAGAGAGAGAGACAGAGAGAGAGAGAGAGAGACAGAGAGAGAGAGAGUGAGAGAGACAGAGAGAGAAACAGAGAGAGAGACAGACAGAGUGAAAGAAACCGAGAGACAGAGAGACAGAGAGAGAGAGAGAGAGAGACAGAGAGAGAGAGAGAGAGAGAGAGAGUAUGGAGCACCGGACUCCUGAUAGAGAGACGUGGAGAAGUUAAACGUGUACUCAGAGACAGAGAGAGAGAGAGAGAGAGAGAGAGAGCAGUGGAGGUGUGUACAAUUAGAAACAGGGAAAACACACACACACACACACACACACACACACAUACACACACAGCAGCAGUGUUUAAAGAAUCAGCAGUGUGGGACUGGACUGAGCAGAAACACGGGAUUCCAGCUGAGAGUUUCAGAGAUGCAGACGUUUGUGAAAGGGAAGCGAGUGGGCUACUGGCUCAGCGAGAAGAAGAUCAAGAAGCUGAACUUCCAGGUUUUCGUUGACAUGUGCAGGAAGCGGGGCAUUGAGAUGGUUCAGCUGGAUCUGAGCAGGCCGUUGGAGGAUCAGGGCCCGCUGGACGCCAUCAUCCACAAACUGACGGACCACAUCGUGGAAGCUGAUCAGAACGUCAUCGAGGCUCAGAGACUGGUGCAGAGUGUGCAGGAAUACAUCGACGCUCACCCAGAGACCGUGAUCCUGGAUCCUCUUCCUGGUAUCCGCACGCUGCUCGACCGCUUCAAGUCCUACACACUGAUUCACAAAAUGGAGGAGUGUAUGAAGGAUGAGCGGAUCUGCUCUCCUCCGUUCCUGGUGCUCAGCAGUGGGUGUGGCCCUGACAUGUUAGAGCAGCUCCGUAAGAGAGACAUCACCUUCCCCUUCAUGUGUAAGACUCAGGUAGCACACGGAGUGAACUCUCAUGAGAUGGCCAUCAUCUUCAGUGAGGAAGACCUGAAGGACAUCACACCCCCCUGCGUGGUACAGAGCUUCAUCAACCACAACGCCAUGCUCUACAAGGUGUUCGUGGUGGGCGAGGCAUACAGUGUGGUGGAGAGACCCUCCAUUAGGAACUUCCCCUCUGGACCUACAGACAGAAGAGCGAUAUCCUUUAACAGUCAUCAUGUGUCCAAGCCCGAGUCAUCAUCAGACCUCACCUCUAGGGAGAACCUGGAGGGUCAGUGCAGGACGCCUAGUGAUGAUGUCAUCCAGAAGAUUUCCAGAUGUUUGAGACAGACUCUCGGGGUCUCGCUAUUUGGGAUUGACAUCAUCAUCAACAACCAGACAGGACAGCACGCCGUCAUCGACAUCAACGCCUUUCCAGGUUAUGAAGGAGUCCCGACGUUCUUUGAUGACCUGCUGACUCACCUGACCAGCAUCCUGCAGGGCCAUGCCCCCCUCCGAGCCAAUGGAGUGAGCCCGCUGCCCUGUGGCAUGCUGGGAAACGAGAGCGUUGGAAGGGUGAUGGACAGCGAGGUGAUGAAGAAGGGUCCUCAUCAGACUCUGAACUGCUGCAACGCUGAACUGGGUUCCACCUACCACCAGCACCGGCGUUCUCCGCUCGCAGCCCACACCCCCACCCAGUGACCCUGUUUCACCACUUCCUGAUCACUCGCAUCACUUCCUGUAGUGCCUGUAUACGUGUAAUGACCAAAGAUGUGCUGAUUUUUGUGUUAAAGGUGAAGAAGAAAAGAACAAAUCAACAUCCUUGCCAAGUGAUUUAGCUGCUCUGCUUUUUCAGGAACUGGACUGAAUUUACUGUAACGUGUCUUACGGAUGCUUGAGAAAUCAUUUUUAAAAGAAAGAGGUGGAUAAAAAUGAGGGAAAUGUACAAAUUAAUAAGAGAAACCAGCUGCUUGAGGAGCACCUAGCUCUUUUUCUUCUUUUUUUGCCUAGAUUACAUGUCAGAAUAGAAAAUUGUUUUCACACACUUUCAAAAAUGUGUUAGCUGAAGCGUUGUUUUUGGCAAAAAAAAAAAAAAAACAACAACAAAAAAACAACAAUAAAACAGCUCACGUGAUGCACCUACUGUAACCAUGACAACACUCUCACUAGUAGAGUCGUCCUCGUUAGUAUAGGCUAACUAGCUGCUUAUUAUUAUUGUUACCUGUAAUAAUAAUAAAUAUUAGAUUUCAUUUUCAGUAAUUAUUCUAACUACGUUGAGAAGGAGGCAGCUAGUCAGAGCUUUGUAUUUUGAGACAGGAAGAGACGAGAAGACGAGCUUCCUGUGCAACUGCUGUACAGUUCAAACUUUGGGACAAGUUCCUCUGAGUAACAGUAACUCAUUUUUCCUUAUGUCAUCGCAUCACCUCAUCAUGUAUGUUUGUACAGUCAACAUUUAAAUAAAUGUAAAUAAAAUAGUUAGCAGGCCAAAGAAUGCAACAAACCACUGAGAACAAGAAAACCUUCCGCUAAUGAAAACUAUUACGUUAUGACACGGCUGCUAAUAACAUUUUAUUUAGCUUUAUUUUAACUAGACUGAAACGUUACCUCACAGCACAUAUGCUCAAAUGUACGACUUUUCUGCUUCUUUAGCAGCUGGACCAGGAUCAUACGUCUCCAUGAUCCUCAGAUGUUCCUCACUGUCUCGAUUAAUCUGAUCACAAUCGCUUGCUUUUAGCCAGAAACUUUUAAGAGUCGACUGUUUCGCCGUCGUCUGAUAAACCGCACCAUUGUACAGAGACUGAACUCGGGUUCAGCUGCCUCCAGAUCCACAAACAAGAGGAAAUUUGACCUUUGGAAUUGAGUAAAGUAGUAUCUGACAGGAUAAGAGGAAAUUUUAAUUCUGUAAUUGAAUAAUGUAUCUGGAUUUUCUGUGCAUGUCAGGAGAAAGUUCUGCCUAUAAGACCAAGCAGAGAGUCCGUCCCUGGAACAAACCCUGUGACUAGCGGCGUUAGCAUUAUUUAGCCAACGUGUACUUUGCUAGCUUUUUAAUUUUCUCAGAUAAAAAUGGAUACUAAGGAAAGUUAAAAACCAUUUAGCAAAUGACAUGAAUCUGCUACACCUUAAACCCCUACACCUUAAACCCGUACACAUUAAACCCCUACACCUUAAACUCCUACAUCUUAAACCCUUACACCUUAAACCCCUACACCUUAAACCCGUACACAUUAAACAGCUACACCUUAAACAGCUACACCUUAAACCCCUACACCUUAAACCCCUACACCUUAAACCCCUACACAUUAAACAGCUACACCUUAAACAGCUACACCUUAAACCCCUACACCUUAAACCCCUACACCUUAAACCCCUACACAUUAAACAGCUACACCUUAAACCCCAACACCUUAAACAGCUACACCUUAAACCCUUACACCUUAAACCCUUACACCUUAAACCCCUACACCUUAAACCCCUACACCUUAAACAGCUACACCUUAAACCCCUACACCUUAAACCCCUACACCUUAAACCCCUACACAUUAAACAGCUACACCUUAAACCCCUACACCUUAAACAGCUACACCUUAAACCCUUACACCUUAAACCCCUACACCUUAAACAGCUACACCUUAAACAGCUACACCUUAAACCCCUACACCUUAAACAGCGACUUUUUUUUCCUUCAGCAUAUCGUCUAUGUUAAUUUAAAGAGACAUGCAUUACUGAAUAAAAAUAGAUGUAGAAAAGAUCUUUACUUAAUUUAAAAAUGAUAUGUACUUACAUGUUUAGUUUGAAAUUUGUAUGGCCUUUAAGAGAAUAUUUUUACUGGACUGGAUCAUUUCCUGUGUCCUGCAGGAUCUUAAUUUGCCAGUCACACAGAGUUUUACCGGUCAAAUUUAUAUGUGUGUGUGUGUGUGUGUGUGUGUGUGUUUGUGUGUGUGUUUGUGUAUACUGUAUGUACAAUGUUACAGUGUUCAGUCAUUUAUCUUUACUAAGUGCCCGGUUAAAGUCACCGUGAGUUUAAAUUAGGAUACUAGUUUGUUUACGGUUUAGGCCACUCCCACUUCAGGGUUAAGUCCAGAUACAGAUACGGAUAAUUGAAGCACUUAACAGAUACAGACGUACAACAUGCGUGGCAUUGUGUUACACCCCUAAUAUAUACAAUAUGUAUAUAUUAUAUGAUUAUAUUAUAUAUUAUUAUGAUUAUUAUAUGAAAUAUGAUUGAAAUGAACUCAUUAUGAAUUGAUAAUCAGUUUGCUGAUUUAUUCAGUAACACUCAUCUUCCUCACACUGUCACUUUGUAAUUUGUAUGAAAGAUUUGGGUAAUUGUGUGUGUGUGUGUGUGUGUGUGUGUGUGUGUGUUUGGAGUAGUGUGGACAAUCAGAACCACUACUCACACACUAUCUUUAUUCUUUUACGGCUUUCAAUAUGUAAAUAUGAAAAUAAGGAGAUUUUCACUGAUGGGUUUUAAACACUGGUGUAUAAUUGUGUGUGUGUGUGUGUGUGUGUGUGUGUUAUAUUUGUACAUACUGUACACACUGUGUGUAUUUGUGUAUAUGUUGUUGUGGCACAUUUAAAGAACAGAGGAGACAUUUUGACGUGUCCUAUUGUGUAGAAAUGGAAUGAAACGGGUGUGGAGAAUAAACACUAGAGUUUAACACCA